GAGGUGUGUUCCCCUGGUUUCUUUACUCAUGCUUACCACACAACAAGUGCUGACAACGGGUGAACAGACGCACAUACACCACAACGUCCAAAGUACAUGUGAGCUCAGACAGAGCCUUGUGCUGCAUUUCUUUUCUCUUUUUGUGUUCACAGGCGUUCAGAAGACUAUUGAGAGGAGAUUUCAGCCGGACAGAAAGAUCUCCUCCCAUGAGGGAACACUGUCGUGAUGGCGGAUGGAUCUGAAUUUGACCUGGACUACAUUACGGAGCGUAUCAUUGGCAUCACCUUCCACUACUCCUGCACAGAGCAGAUGUACCAGCACAACCUGCACAGCAUCACGCAGAUGCUGCAGUCCAAACAUGCGGAUCGAUACAUGGUCAUUAACUUAUCCGAACACAAUGAUGAUCUCAGCAGGAUGAACUACAGGGUGGUGGAUUUGGGAUGGCUGGAACGACAAGCUCCAUCGCUUCAUCUGCUGUGUUCAGUGUGUAAAAACAUGGACAACUGGCUUAGGGCACACUCUGAAAAUGUGCUGCUGCUACACUGCAAAGGCAGCAAAGACAGAGUGGGUGUGGUGAUAUCCUCUUACAUCCAGCUCUCUAAUGUUUCCACCAGUGAGGAACUUGCAUUAGAUCUCUACUCCAUGAAGAAGUUCUGCGGUGAUAAAAUGGUUAACCUUAUGACUCCAUCUCAGAAAAGGUAUGUGCAGGUGUUUGGCAGACUCCUUACCCAUCAGAUCCGCCUAAACUCUUCCCCGCUUUUCAUCCAUUGCAUUAAUAUCCAUCCCAUUCCUGACUUCCACCCUACAGUGUGUCAGCUGUUUAUCAGAGUGUAUCAAGACACACAGACAGUUUACACAUCAGGAGUGCAUCAGGUUGCAGUAGGUCAGACAGACAGAGUGUGUUUUGCUCUGGAACCCCCACAGAUGCUUAAAGGUGAUUUCAUGAUUGUGUGCUAUCAUAAAAAUGAUUCCAUGAGGACUCAUGAGACCGUGUUUGGUGUGCAGUUCCACACCGGAACUCUGUGUGGAGACCAACUUUCCUUGCAGAAAGAAGACCUUGAUUAUGCAAACAAAGACCCAAGAUUCCCAGAGGACAGUGUGGUGAAGCUGCUCUUUUCAGAAAUUGCAGACAGAGACCCAUCCCUUGCUUCAGAUUGUGGCCACUGGAGGAACAGUUCAGCAGUUAUCAUUGAAAAUGACCCUCUGGAUUCACUACAGGCUCAAUGGGACUUCACUGAAAAUCUUACAGAAGCAGCCAAUCAAAAAGAAGGUGCACGCUCUCUGAGCAGUGACUCUGGACUCUCCAGCUCCUCCCAGUGGACUGGAGGACAAACCUCUGGGCUCCCAAUCAGCUACAGCUCCGAGGAGCAUCCCCAGCUCCCCAGAGAAAUCCCUGGGCUCAGAAUGGAGGAGGAACAAGCUUCUCCAGGCAUCACGAAACAUGACCCUAAAGCCACUCAAGCUACUUUUGAUCAUUCCAGUCAUUUAAAUGGUGAAACAAUGUUCCUAGAACGAGAGACGGAUAUUAUAGAUGAUGACGAUGACAUCAUCGCUCUGAAUGCUGCUGUUUUAGACUCUAAAGACACACUGUCUUCAAAGGAAAUGUCUGGCUUGUCUUCAGGUGAAUGUCAGAACUCUGUCCAAUCAAAUGAUUGUCAAAGUGAAGCUCCUCCUGCCAUAUUUAGAAAUGUUAAUUCCUCAAACACACUCUCACACACUUCAGUAACUUCUGGAUAUCAGACACAUAUAUGGGUAAAACAGCAACAGUCCACGUCUUACAUGCACACUCCAUCAGACAGACUGGAUCACAGAGAGGAGAUGGAGCUCCAAAAAAGUGCAAGCAAACCUUCAUUACCAGACAGUGGCUUUCCGGAGAUUCAGUCUGAGCCGAACAAGGAUGAUGAGUUUGCUACACUGGCUUUGGAUGUUGAUCAGUCAAUCGAACAGCUCAAUCAGCUGAUCCUGGACCUUGACCCUGACUUUGAACCAAUCACCACACAGGCAAAGUGUCACAUGACCCACUCGGCCUCCCUUGAGACCAAUGGAAAGACGCAUUUGGUUGGAAGGGCCAAAUUCCUCCAGUCAGGUUGGAGGCAGAAACAGCUCAGUGAUGUCUCUGAAUACUCUAUGCUGCAAAAGCGAGGUCUAUAUCACAGUGGUGCUGUUGAUAUUGGUGACUUUCCUACAGAGGUUGACAGUCCACUGAGGGUGGGUCUUAAUCAAGUUCUGCCCACACCGACAUUUCCUGUGACACCCCCCACUCCAUAUGUGAAGAGUGGACAUGACACCAUCCCUUCAAGACCUGGUUCUCAAGCCACUAGACACUACAAUAGCUCUCCAAUAUGGCAAGAGUCGCGAGGAUACGUGGACAGCAUGACACAUACAUCUAUGUCAUCCGACGGAGAGCUCUUCCAUUCUGAUGUCACAGGAAGUCCUGCCUCCUGUCAGAGGAUGUUUGGAUCUAUGCACUCUAUGUCCACCCCCAGCCCAUUGGUCAACACAGACAGUCCCACCCCAGCUCAUUCCUGGUUAGAGGGUGGAUCCAGCACCCCUUUGAGUCAUUACACCCCUCAACCCUCUCCACCCCUCACCCUCUCUGCCCCCAACUCCCACAGCUCCCCUCGUGGAGCCCCCCGCGGCCUGUCCUCCACUCUGGAUGUCGGGGGACUGGAGAGCAGCCUGCUGGAGGCGGUGGAGGGUCUCGAGGCUCUGGGUCUGGAUGUGGCUCAGCCUCCCCUUCUGCCCCUGAAGAGACGAGGGACUGAAGAUUCAGAGACCAUGUUCCCGCUCAACCGGAUUGCAGUCAGCACGUCCUAUACCAGUCACAACACCUCACCUACCAGAUCUACACCAAGUCCAGAUUUUAUGGCCAGUAAACCAGAAAAUGUGAAGUUCGUUCAAGAUACGUCAAAGUUUUGGUACAAGCCAGACAUCUCAAGAGAGCAAGCUAUUGCCGUUCUCAAGGAUAAAGAGCCGGGCUCCUUCAUCAUCAGAGACAGUCACUCAUUCAGAGGAGCUUACGGAUUGGCUAUGAAGGUGGCCACGCCCCCACCCUCUGUUCUACAGCAAAGCAGAAAAAUGGGUGAUCUGUCCAAUGAGCUUGUGCGGCAUUUCCUGAUCGAGUGCACGCCGAAAGGAGUGCGGUUAAAAGGCUGCCCAAAUGAACCUUAUUUUGGAAGUCUCACAGCUUUGGUGUGUCAGCAUUCAAUCACACCCUUGGCUUUACCAUGCAGACUCAUCAUCCCAAACAGAGAUCCUCUAGAGGAGUUCAAUGAAACGUCAUCGCAGACAUCUACAAACUCUGCAUCAGAGCUACUCAAACAGGGAGCAGCGUGUAACGUGUGGUUCCUGGGAAGUGUGGAUCUGGAGUCUCUGACAGGAGUUCAAGGUGUUCAGAAGGCCACCACUGUGAUUUUCACUAUGGAUCCACCAACCACAUCCACCGUCGUCCACUUUAAAGUGUCUGCACAGGGAAUCACCCUCACGGACAACCAGAGAAAAUUGUUCUUCAGGAGACACUAUGCUGUCAACACAGUGAUAUUCUGUGCCCUGGAUCCUCAGGACAGGAAGUGGACACGGGACGGCUGCACAGCUGCAAAGAUCUUUGGCUUCAUUGCGAGGAAAAGCGGGAGCAGCACAGAGAAUGUGUGUCACCUGUUUGCCGAACACGACCCCGAGCAGCCCGCCAGUGCUAUUGUCAACUUUGUCUCUAAGGUGAUGAUCGGCUCUCAGAAGGCCAAAUAGAAAAAUCAUAAGCAGAGAUUCCUGCUGAACUGCGAAGGGGACAGACUCUACAUCCUUCAUUUCAAAUGUUGACGAGGAAACUGAAUUUACUGUUUCGCUACUGUUAUGUGACCGCUUUUACUUGCUGAUGGUGUAGAGACAGUGAAACGUCAGUAUUGGAAUGGAUGAAACUUUAUUUUAUGUUGGAUUCUCCCAGUUUUUUGGACAAGAUACACAGGGAUGUCGCUAAAACUUAAACUUCAACCCUUUCACAAGGCCCGGGACAACAUUCCCAACUGUCCCACCUGAUGACGAGCAUAAAAAAUCCAUUCCACAGGAAGUCUUUGAAAUCUAUGCAGCACUGUUGCAUCACAUGUCCAGAAGAGGGCGCCACACGUCUUCAGCUCAUUCUCGCACUGCCAUAAACACAGUCUGCUCCCAAGCAAACUUAACAGCCUAAAAGGAAAAACAACUUACUACCUUUUUUUUUUUCUUUCUUUCUUUUUCACUAUUUUGUUUGCAGUAUUUCUGAGGUCCUCGGAUUCGUUUGGAAAUAAAAAUGAUUGAGGAGUAAAUGUAGAUUCAUUUCCAUGUUGUGUCUGGGCACAUGCAUCCACAAGAUGCAGACCAAAGAGCAUUUUGCAUAUCAAUUUACAAAAUGUAAAUGUUUUUGGUUUUAUAUAUGUGUAUACAUUAUCAAAUACUACUUUUAACAUUUUUUAUAGCUCAAAAUAUUCAAUAGUUGUUUAUCUCUGUAUUUGUUUAUAAGUGCCGAGCUAACAUUUUCAGUCAAUGCCAAGUGGUUUCCUUAAAAAGCAUAUUGGCUUUGAAUUUGUUUAUAUAUUUGGAAAUAUUUAUCAUGUAACUCAUAUUCUGUGUAUACUCAUCUCUUACUCAUCUAUGCAGCAUGAGAGUUAAGCCAUCUAAUUUUGAUAGAUCACCUCAUUUAAGGUAAACAUUUUUUUUUUUUUUUUUGUACUGAAAAGUGCGUAAAUGCUUGAUCAAAGAGGAUUUUACAGUAAAUGUUUCACUUGGAAUUCAUCUGAAUCAGACAAAUGUGCCUGUGCCACUACUUCUUCUUCUUUAAGAAGCAAGGACCAUGUUUUCAUCACAAAAGCUAUUCUGUACUUUCCUUGUACUGUCUAACACAUGGGUUUAUUUGUAAAUGAAUGAUUUAUGGACUGUAUACAGGCACAGAAUACAAUAUUAAAGAAAUUGUACGGUACUAAAAUGA
Cyprinus carpio (common carp) is the source of this 4957-nucleotide messenger RNA. Its product is annotated as tensin-3-like. Lineage: Eukaryota; Metazoa; Chordata; Actinopteri; Cypriniformes; Cyprinidae. Gene Ontology annotation, molecular function: protein binding. The record is from RefSeq and is a predicted model, not a curated record.